Molecule: messenger RNA, 1563 nt
Organism: Chelonia mydas (Green sea turtle)
Lineage: Eukaryota; Metazoa; Chordata; Testudines; Cheloniidae
Gene: CRYZL1
Product: crystallin zeta like 1
Exons: 15
Coding region: 404-1474 (356 amino acids)
Molecular function (GO): oxidoreductase activity
Source: RefSeq, a predicted model, not a curated record
AACGGAAUCCUAAAAGGCGGCGCUUGGGCUUUAAUUCACAGACAUGUCCCCGCGCUCGCGCCGCAGUGCCAGCACCUUCAAGCAGCAAGCCGACAACUGGGGGCGCGUUGCAUGCUGGGAGUUGUAGUCCGAUCGGAGCUGUAAGGCCUGCUGGGAAUCGUGGUCUCCGCGGAUCCUGCCGAGGUGCUGUGGGUACGGCUCGCGGUGUGGCCCCGCCCCGUUCACCUCGAGUGACCAAUCGCGAGUCUCUCCUGCUGACCAGUCUCGGGGUGUCCGCGGCCGCGAGGGAGCUUUAAGAAAGACCCCAGGUGUCACCAGAGCCGCAGCACUGCAGCCGAGCGGUGUCCCUUAAACCGGGAAGCGCAACGCCCCUGAAAAUCCAGCUUUAAUAGUAAAGGUUACUAUGAAGGCUCUGUAUUGUCAGCAGAAUUCAUCUGGAGAGGAAAUUAUAUUUGUCUUCCAGGAAAGGGAAAAUCUUCCUGUUGCAAGAGACAAUGAUGUGAAAAUACAGGUUAAAGCCUGUGCUCUGAGCUGGACAGAUGUAAAGCUUUUAUCAGAAAUGAAGAUGAAGAAAGAAUUUCUACCUGUUGGGAGGGAAAUUGCUGGAGUGGUGUUGGAGGUUGGAAGCAAAGUGUCCUUCUUUCAGCCAGAUGAUGAAGUAGUGGGAAUCUUGCCCCUGGAUUCAGAAGAGUCUGGUCUCUGUGAAGUUGCUGUAAUUCAUGAGCAUUAUUUGGUUCAUAAACCAGAAAAAGUCCCUUGGGUUGAAGCGGCAGGGACCAUUCGUGAUGGCCUACGAGCAUACACAGCUCUACAUUAUCUUUCCCAUGUUUCUCCUGGAAAAACUGUACUAGUAAUGGAUGGAGCAAGUCCAUUUGGUACAAUAGCUGUUCAGUUAGCACAGCACAGAGGAGCCAAAGUAAUUUCUACAGCGUAUAGUCUUGAAGACGAGCAGUACUUGGAGAGGCUUAGACCUCCUGUGGGCAUGAGGCAACCUUUAAUUGCUCGAGUCAUUGAUGUCUCAAAUGGUAAGACUGAUGUGGCAGAAAGCUGUUUGGAGGAAACAGGCGGGCUGGGAGUGGAUAUUGUCCUAGAUGCUGGAGUGAGAUUAUACAGUAAAGAAGAUGAGUCAACAUUAAAACAGCAACUGCUGCCACACAAACAUGAUAUCAUUACACUUCUUAGUGCUGGAGGACACUGGGUAACCACAGAGAAAAACCUCCAGCUGGACCCUCCAGAUAGCCACUGCUUGUUCCUUAAGGGAGCCACAGUCUCUUUUCUGAAUGAUGAAGUAUGGAAUUUGUCAAAUGUGCAACAAGGGAAGUAUCUUUGUAUCUUAGAAGAUGUAAUGGAAAAGUUAUCAAAUAGUAUUUUCAGGCCUCAGUUGGAUGACCCAGUCCCAUUGUAUGAAGCCAAGGUUUCUAUGGAAAUAGUUCAGAAGAAUCAAGCAAGAAAAAGACAAGUCAUCCAAUUCUGAAGCACAAUUUCCUUGUUUCCAAGACUGCGAGACAGAUAUGUAAUAUAUUUGAUAAGUAAAUUGGUGUGCAACUUCAAAUAGUUCUGUAA